AUUAGCAUUUUCUCAUUCAACCAGAAACAAAAAAAAAAAAGAAGGAGAGAGAGAGAGAGAUGGCUUCAAGAACCAUUACCAAAGAUAUCAUCACACUUCGGGGCUCGGCCGCCAUUGUCAGCGAAUUCUUCGGUUAUGCAGCAAACAGCAUUCUAUACAAUCGGGGCGUCUAUCCAGAAGAAAGCUUCGCCAAGGUGAAGAAAUACGGGCUUUCCAUGCUGCUGACGCAGGACGACGGCGUCAAAUCCUUCAUUACCAACCUUACCUCUCAGUUAUCAGAAUGGUUAGAAGGUGGGAAAUUGCAGCGGGUUGUUCUUGUGAUAAUGAGCAAGGCCACUUCUGAGGUUAUGGAGAGAUGGAAUUUCAAUAUUGAAACAGACAAGGAGGUUGUCGAGAAGGGAGUCUCAAGGGAAAAGAGCGAUAAAGAAAUCAUGAGAGAGAUCCAAGCCAUCAUGAGACAAAUUGCAUCCUGCAUUACCUAUUUGCCAUGCCUCGAUGAACCCUGCUUGUUCGAUGUUUUAGCUUAUACAGAUACAGAUGUGCCUGUUCCAUUCACUUGGAUUGAAAGCGACCCAAAACUGAUAACGAACCCACAAAUGGUUAAACUGCAUUCUUUUGAUACCAAGAUACACAAGGUUGACACGCUGGUAUCAUACAAGAACGAUGAAUGGGAUGAACAGUAAGCAUUCUUAUCCAUUUCUUUCCUCAUCCUUGUAGUUUUUUAUGAGUCUCUUGCUGCUGUGAAUCAUUUAUUCACAUUUUGUAGUUGAAAAGAAAUGGAUGGAAUGGAACAGUUUCUGUGGUAUGAGAUGUUGUAAUGGAUGUUAACUAACAAGGAAAUGAAGAUGUGGGGCAUGUGUUGCUCCUUUUUCUAUAAUGUUAUAUUUUUCUUUUUUGCUGCGUUUGGUUGCACCAAAUAUCAUGAAAAUUCAAGAUAUUUAAAUAACAUGAACUUUCAUGAUAUUUGGUGCAACCAAACGCAACUCUAAGUUUAGUAAUUUGAAGCUGUCAAUCCCUCACCUUCUGGUGUGUUCGCAGUUGAUUGUAUGAUGGGGGAUACUCCAAAAAUUAGCCCCAUGAGAUGAGAUGAUCCUAACUGGGUCUGCUGUGUAUAUAGACUGAAAAUGCAAGCAUUGAUUUGAAUUAUCCAUUUCCAAUCCAA
This is a messenger RNA of Magnolia sinica, 1162 nucleotides long. Its product is annotated as mitotic spindle checkpoint protein MAD2-like. The transcript is spliced from 7 exons. The record is from RefSeq and is a predicted model, not a curated record. Gene Ontology annotation, cellular component: kinetochore; cytoplasm; nucleoplasm. The coding region runs from base 60 to 683 and encodes 207 amino acids. NCBI's taxonomy places the organism in Eukaryota, Viridiplantae, Streptophyta, Magnoliopsida, Magnoliales, Magnoliaceae. Gene Ontology annotation, biological process: mitotic spindle assembly checkpoint signaling.